Cladophialophora psammophila CBS 110553 is the source of this 2754-nucleotide messenger RNA. RefSeq lists its product as uncharacterized. The transcript is spliced from 5 exons. The coding region runs from base 1 to 2754 and encodes 917 amino acids. The record is from RefSeq and is a predicted model, not a curated record. Gene Ontology annotation, molecular function: RNA binding; protein binding. Lineage: Eukaryota; Fungi; Ascomycota; Eurotiomycetes; Chaetothyriales; Herpotrichiellaceae.
AUGCUCCGACUGUCUUCUCGUAAGAAACCCUUGCCAUGGCCUGAAGCUUCCCAGGACGAAGAACUGACUGCUUUAUCACCCCAUAGUCACAGUCCCGGUGCUUUUGCCCAUCUCGAUGUCGAGAUCGAGAAGCUUGAGGGCGAAAUCGAGCAACAUGUCCUCAGGUCGUCCCGUCCUGAUCCGAGUCUCCCUAUCCGCCCUGGCUUUGGUACAGAAGGACGCAAGGUCUUGCUUUAUGCAAAUUAUAUGCAUCUCGAUUGGGGCAGUGUGGUUCUUUACCGCUACAGUCUCAGCUUCUCAACAGAUCUGGCUACUGGAAAAUCGAUCAAAGCAAAAGACCAGGAGCGGGUGGUGUCACUACUCCUCGCACAGAACUUUUCUCAAAACCGAUCCGGCAUUGUCACAGAUUUUAAGUCCUUAAUCAUCAGCAACACCAAGCUCGAUCCAUCCCUGCAGGGUUACAUCAUAACCUACAUGAUGCAAGAGGGCACCAAUACCCUGUCGGAACUCAUUGCAUACUUGACCUCCACGAGAGCCGAUGAAGUCUUGAGCUCGAAAGAAACAAUCAUUCAGGCCUUGAAUAUUGUCAUUGGACACAACCUCAAAGCGACUUCACAAAUUACAUCCAUCAGAAGCAACCAACAUUAUCCCAAAAAUCCUCCGCCGUCGGAGAGAUUCGACCUUGGGGUUGGACUAACGGCGAUUCGCGGUUUCUUCAUGAGCGUCAGAGCUGCGACAGGUCGUAUCUUAGUCAAUGUUCAAGUCAAGCACUCACCCUUCUACAACGCCGGCCCCCUUGUGCGUCUUGUGGAAGACUUCGGGGCUGCAACCGACUUUGACAGAAACAAACUCGACAAGUUCCUUGAAGGACUCACUGUCCACCCGUCCCAUCCUGCUCGGAGGAACAAAGCUGGCCAACUUGUUCCAAGACCCAAAGUCAUCAGCGGGCUUGCCACCAAGGGGGACGGAAGAAAACGUCCUCAUCGACCUAUUAUCCCUGAAUUUGGCGCAGGAGCAGAUAGAAUACAAUUCUGGCUCGACGGUGAGAAGAAAUAUGUCUCUGUGUUGAGCUUCUUCCAACAGACUUACAAUAUCACCCUCAAAUACCCUAGGAUGCCGGUCCUCAACGUCCCACCAGGUCAAGCGUUCAAGCACCAGCUGUCAAGUGAUCAGACAAAGAAUAUAAGUCCGUUCACCAUUCGUAAACCGAUCUACAACGCGCAGUCCAUUGUCCGAGAAGGGGUGGCGAUGCUCAAUUUUGGCCAAUCGGCAAACCCAACGCAUAAUGCCUUCAAUCUGAACGUCAAACCCCGACUGAUCACGGUGCCUGGUCGCGUAUUGGGUUCCCCAAACGUGAACUAUGGAAACAAGAAGACUGUGGCUACUCGAUCUGGCAGUUGGAACAUGCUGAAUACGCAAUUUGUCUCGAACGUGCAUGUCGACAAAUGGACUUGGCUUUUCAUCAAGACUAAAAGCUACAAAGGCCCAUUGAGCAAUCGACAAGACCUUGAAGCCGCCGUGAGGGAGUUUGCAUCCGCACUCUGCAAGGUCGGCAUUCAGUGCACCAAUUGCAGCCCUGGCCAAGAGGUCACUGUUCAGUUCGGAACUGGGAAAGACAUAUCAACUGUCAACGAGGAGGUGGAUAAGGCGAUUCACAAGGUUUCCUCUACCUUCUUCUCUACCUGUGCCUCUGCGCAGAAGCAAUUCGUGCUAAUAAUUCUCGCCUCUGACAAGCCCGAGCUCUAUAACAGAGUCAAAGUCAACUGCGACGUGCGAGAAGGCAUCAAUAAUGUUUGUGUGCUGGCGUCUACAUUCGCCAAAAGAAAUCCGCACGUUUUCGCAAAUAUGGCUCUGAAGGUUAAUCUCAAACUGGGAGGUGUCAAUCAGUCGCUGAACCCUUCAAAGCUCGGAAUUGCAGCGGGGGGGAAGACGAUGUUCGUUGGAUUGGACGUCACCCACCCAUCUGUCGGAUCAUUGGAUGUGGCUCCCAGUGUCGUUGGCAUGGUGAGUUCGAUCGAUCAGCUGCUGGGUCAAUGGCGAGCCAGCGUGGUGAUCCAGGAGAGGCGCAAGGAGAUGGUAUGGGGUUUGAAAGAUCUGAUGAAAAAACAUCUUGCCUUGUGGAGACGACACAACAAGGGCCUCUUGCCGGACAACAUCGUGGUCUACCGAGACGGUGUCUCGGAGGGGCAGCACCAAGUUGUCCUUGACGAAGAAGGUCCCCUGAUUCAAGCCGCGUGCGCAGAGGUCUACCCAGCGAAUGCCACCAAAGAGAAGCUCCCGCGUCUGAACAUCACGAUUGUCAGUAAACGCCAUCAUACCCGAUUCUAUCCAACAAAGGAGAAGGAGCCCGAUGGUUCCAAAAACCCGUUCAACGGAACAGUCGUGGACAGGGGUGUGACAGAAGCACGAGGUUGGGAUUUUUGGAUGCAAGCACAUGCUACCGUCCAGGGCACAGCGCGUCCCAUCCACUAUUUCGUGGUCUAUGAUGAGGCGACGACACCGACGGGUAUCCGGUUCACAAACGCUGCCGACGCUUUGGAGGAUCUCACUCACAAUAUGUGCUACCUCUUUGGACGAUGCACGAGAGAAGUUAGCCUAUGUCCGCCAGCAUACUAUGCAGAUUUAGUAUGCGACCGCGCCAGACCCUACUUGAGUGAGGUAUUUGAACCUUCGUCCGAGGAGGGGAGCCCACUAAUAAGUCAAAACAUGGUCACAACGCACCCUCGAGUUGCUAACUCGAUGUUUUUCAUCUGA